AUGCUUAUAGAGAUUAUCUUGGGAUUGUUUGCUGUGGCGGCCGCCUACCCUGGCAUCAUUCACGAUGAGAUACCACAAGUUGAGGAGAAUUAUGAGCAACAAGGUCUGAUUGGAGAAUCGGGUCAUCACCAUCAGAUACAACAUGAGCAUGCUAAGUCUCAUCAGUCCAUUAAAAUUGAACAUUUCCACCCGGUGCCAGUUUAUAUUAAAAAGGAGCAUAGUCAUCUUCUUAAACAUCCUCUUGAGAAGGGAAAGACUGAGCAGAAUUUAAAACAAAUUCACCCUGAAACCGAGCACAGCCACGGUGGUGGUCUUGUCCUUGAAGACCACAGACAGAAUACUGACCACUAUGGUGCUAGUUUUGGGCACGGAGGUUUUGAACAAAGCGCGGAACAAGGAGGAUACGAGCAUUUCGGUGGAUACGAAGGUUCUGAAGGUUUAAAGGCAUAUGCCGAACUACAACAGCCUGAAUCUGAGGGUCAAUACUAUGCUCAACAUGGACAGAGUUUGUCAGGGGAAAGUUCAGAAGGUUACCAUCACGAAGGCUAUAAUUAA
Molecule: messenger RNA, 555 nt
Organism: Parnassius apollo (apollo)
Lineage: Eukaryota; Metazoa; Arthropoda; Insecta; Lepidoptera; Papilionidae
Source: the annotation of a GenBank genome assembly